Messenger RNA from Dermacentor albipictus, 730 nucleotides. RefSeq names its product polyamine-modulated factor 1-like. NCBI's taxonomy places the organism in Eukaryota, Metazoa, Arthropoda, Arachnida, Ixodida, Ixodidae. Gene Ontology annotation, biological process: chromosome segregation. The record is from RefSeq and is a predicted model, not a curated record. Gene Ontology annotation, cellular component: MIS12/MIND type complex.
AAAUAAGCCAAGCGUUGAAUAAGCGCACGCAUGGUGAAGUCGUGACUGUAUCAAGUGAAGCGCUUUGUUUGAAGUCAAGUGCAAAACAAUAACGGAAAAAUUAUGGAUGGACAGUACUGCAAACGUACUGAAAAAUCUCUUCGUGCCGUGGACAAAGCUUCGAAAGAUCUGUGCGAAAAGUUCAGACAGCGCUGCUUGAACACGCUUGAACUUCAAAAGUACGGCAUCGAGAAGAGUUCGUUGGAGAAGAUCAUUAACAGUUUCUCAGGUCAGCUUUCGUCGCACAUAAGCGCGGAGUGCAGAUCCUGUUUCGACGACCUAAGAUUGGACGAGAAGUUCAGGAGUCUGAGCUACCUGAUCGAAGAGCAAGAAAAAUACAAAGGGACGCCUGCGUGGCGGCCAUCUGGAAAUCCAGAUGAGGACAUUCAAGACCAUUUACGGCCACUAUACCAGAGAUACCUAAAAGACCUGACUGCCAAACUGAAAGAACGUGAAGAGGAAACUAAUGCAUUAGAAGCACAAGUUGCCAAAGGGAACAAAGAGCUGGAAAGCAUCUGUGCUGAAAUUGAUGUCCUGGUGGCCAAGACUGACAAGAAACUCUUCCUCCUCCUGACUGAGACAGAAGAGGAGGAGGAUGCUGCCGACGAAGAUGCUGAUGCCAACGAAGAAGAAUGGGUUGAAGUCUGAGACAAGUAGCCAACAGAAAUAAACUAGCACUCUUUCAAGUGGA